AAAUGUAAAGAGAGACCAUUUCAAAGAAAGGGCGAGGUUGUCGCAAACCCAAACCCAAACCCAAACCCAAUGGCAAUGAGUAACUAGUCUGAAGCGAAGGAAGACGAUCGAUAUCGAGAUUGAUGGGUGUUCAAACCAUUGUGACUGUGGUUCUUCUCCUUAUGCUUCUUCUCAUCAUUCUCUUCCUCUUCUUUCUCUUCAAACCAUGGCGCUUCUUUUUCCCUUCUCGUUUCCGCUCUUCCAUCAAGGCUGGUGUUGGUGUUGGUGUUGGUGAGCUUGAGAGGCCCCUCGUUCCUGAUGAAAACGAUGCUGCUUCUGCUGCUGCAAACUUGUCAUUCCAUGAAUUGCCUAGAGAUUAUGAUCUUGAAGGUGCUUGUUAUCCCAAUGAAGCUCAUUUUCGAUCACCCAGAACCCAUGGCCAGGAACUUGUUCACAAGCAAAGGUUUCAGUCCUUUUCUCCUUCGUCUAAUUUGCCCCCAGGUGAUACUUUGAUUCUCGAUGUUAUCUCUCAUCCUUCUCAAGAUGUUGAUGUUGAUGUUGAUGUUGGCCAAACACUUAAGUUCACUCCAUCUCACAUAGCUCAAAUUCCAAGGCAUAGCACCACACCUACCCAUUUUCAGAAUGAUAAGCUGCAGGAUUUUGUGCAAAGAGAUAUCUCUGAUCAAAGAAGUUGCCUUACUCUGGAGGUUAUCAGUGGCCCUUCUUGUGGACUUCGCUAUUCCGUGCAGUCAACAAAUCCCUCUAGUCUGCCGCUAACCUUAGGAAGAGUUCCUCCGAGUGAUUUAUUGAUCAAGGAUUCAGAGGUGUCUGGAAAGCAUGCAUUGAUAAAGUGGAAUAUGGAUAAGAUGAAAUGGGAGUUGGUGGAUAUGGGUAGCCUAAAUGGGACAUUUUUGAAUUCUAAGUCAAUCAACCAUCCAGACACUGAAAGUAGGCAUUGGGGAGAUCCAAUAAAUCUUGCGAAUGGAGAUAUUAUAACCCUCGGAACCACAUCAAAAGUAAUUGUUCAUAUUUCUUCCCAAAAUCAACAUCGCAUUCCCUUUGGGGUUGGUAUGACAUCAGAUCCCAUGGCUAUGCGUCGAGGAGGAAAAAAGUUUCCUAUGGAAGAUGUUUGCUAUUAUCAAUGGCCUCUACCUGGGCUGGAUCAGUUUGGACUUUUCGGUAUUUGUGAUGGGCAUGGUGGAGAUGGGGCUGCCAAAUCUGCUAGCAAGCUUUUUCCUGAGAAAGUUUCAGGUAUAUUAUCGGAUUCCUUAAAAAGGGAGAGGGUUUUAUCACUCUGUGAUGCUUCCGAUGUUCUCCGAGAUGCAUUUUCUCAAACAGAAGCAUGCAUGAAUCACUAUUAUGAGGGAUGUACGGCAACGGUGCUUCUGGUGUGGACUGAUGGUGAUGAAAAUUUCUUUGCACAAUGUGCAAAUGUUGGAGACUCUGCCUGUGUUAUGAGUGUUGAUGGGAUACAAAUAGAGAUGACAGAAGAUCACAAGAUAACGAGUUCUUCUGAAAGACUCAGAAUAAAAGGGACAGGCGAACCGUUGAAAGAUGGGGAAACACGUCUAUAUGGUAUAAAUCUUGGAAGGAUGCUUGGGGACAAAUUCCUAAAACAGCAGGAUUCUCGGUUCAGUUCAGAACCUUAUAUAAGUGAAGUCGUGUAUAUUGAUCAAUCAAGCAAGGCUUUUGCUGUCCUGGCUAGUGAUGGAUUAUGGGAUGUCAUCGGCGCGAAGAAAGCAAUUCAGCUCGUACUCCAGAAUAGAGAGAGAUACAAUGCAGAGAAAGAGAAUACAGCAGAAAAGAUUGCUAGUUUGUUACUGAACGAGGCUAAAACACUCAGAACAAAGGAUAAUACCUCUGUAAUUUUCUUAGACUUUGACACCCUUAACAGAUUCUCAUGUAAAGUUGGAUCCUAGUCCUAGUAUGAAUUAGGAAUAGUCUUACAGCAAAUGGUAAAACGCUUUUUUUUUUGAUAGGCAGCAAAUGGUAAAACAUAAUUUUUGUUCCA
Lotus japonicus is the source of this 1990-nucleotide messenger RNA. RefSeq names its product protein phosphatase 2C 70. NCBI's taxonomy places the organism in Eukaryota, Viridiplantae, Streptophyta, Magnoliopsida, Fabales, Fabaceae. Gene Ontology annotation, biological process: protein dephosphorylation. Gene Ontology annotation, molecular function: protein serine/threonine phosphatase activity; cation binding; protein binding. The transcript has 12 exons. The record is from RefSeq and is a predicted model, not a curated record. The coding region runs from base 123 to 1898 and encodes 591 amino acids.